AUGCUAUAUGCCUUCACAUUAUGGCGUUUAUGGCUAGCCAGAAAUGAACAAGUCUACAGGCAAAAGCAACAGACACCGGAACAAACAGUGAGUAUAAUCUUGACAAUGUUGGAGGAAUAUAAAUGGGAACAAAACCACAUCAUCCCACUACAUCCAGAUGAUGACUCAGCACAAAAAAAGAAAAUCCAGGACCAGCAGGAACCACCACCACCAAACUGGAUUAAAAUCAAUACUGACGGAGCGGUAAAAGGAAAUCCAGGACCAGCAGGAACAGGAUGCGUGUGCAGAGACAACACUGGGAAAAUUAUUUUAAUAAUUGCGGCACCACUAGGAAUUGCAUCAGCAAUUGUAGCAGAAACAUGGGGUCUACUAAUGGCGGCUAGAAUAGCAACUUAA
Messenger RNA from Papaver somniferum (opium poppy), 396 nucleotides. RefSeq lists its product as uncharacterized. The transcript has a single exon. Lineage: Eukaryota; Viridiplantae; Streptophyta; Magnoliopsida; Ranunculales; Papaveraceae. The record is from RefSeq and is a predicted model, not a curated record. Gene Ontology annotation, molecular function: nucleic acid binding; RNA-DNA hybrid ribonuclease activity. The coding region runs from base 1 to 396 and encodes 131 amino acids.